Messenger RNA from Penicillium soppii, 1887 nucleotides. Its product is annotated as DUF3405 domain-containing protein. The transcript has 6 exons. NCBI's taxonomy places the organism in Eukaryota, Fungi, Ascomycota, Eurotiomycetes, Eurotiales, Aspergillaceae. The coding region runs from base 1 to 1887 and encodes 628 amino acids. The record is from RefSeq and is a predicted model, not a curated record.
AUGUUUAUCAUUGACUUCCUCGUGCUGGGAUGCCAGCAUUUAUUGCGGACCAUUUCAAGGCACAACAUCGUUGUGAUUUCCCUCUGCCUUGGAUUUACAAUUCUCCUACUUGUACCUCGGUCAAGAGAGCAAAACAUUGUAGUGCAACGAGAUCCUACAUUCUAUCCUUCAAGGUACAUUUUACUAACAUCCGUGUCUCCAUGCAGUAAAGAAAACUCUUUUUUCUUGGGCUCGGGUGCUACUUCAGAUGGGGAAGAUCUCGGCCAGCUUGUUUUGGAAACUUCCCAGGAGCCACAGUCCGUUCCUUACGAUCCAUACCCUGAAUAUAACAGCGCUGCAUGGAAGGAAACGUGGAGAGGAACUUACCAGCAAUGUGUUGGCCCAAAUGGUUCAGCCCUGGAUCACAGGAACGCAGAAACAGCGAUGAAAGGCUUUCGAUGGAACCAAUCAGAUUUUCCGGCCCCUAUUUUUGGAUCUUACGCGGCCUGGAAUCUUGAUCAGAGUAUCUGCACAGACCGAUACUCUCGGUAUGCUGCGUACGGCUACACAGGGGAAGCUGAAACUGGUGAACGGGUUGGCGAAUCAAAUGAAGUGCAGUUUGAGAACGUGAAUUGGGCGAUUGCAGCAGGAUUGCUUUCAGCGCAACGCAGACCGACGUUGACUCUGCACAAAGACUACGAUAAUGGAAUAGAUGAACAUCUAUUGAGAGAAGAGAAGACAGAGAUAGACCAAAACAAUAGCUCUUCUAUUUUCAAACCACGGACGGCGGUGGUUCUGCGCACUUGGACUGACAUGGAAUACACGGAAAAUGAUCUGCAUUAUAUUCGGUCAAUUAUCAUGGAGCUAUCGCUCUUGUCGGGCGCAGAAUAUGAGGUAAUCCUCUUGGUCGACGCGAAAGAUACUGAAUUGCCUCAUCCAGCAGACAGGGCGGGGUUAGACAAUCUCAAAAGCUCUCUUCCGCGGGAGCUCCAGGAUCUAGCAAUCUUCUUCAACUCGCAGAUACUAGAAGACUGGUACCCCAAAAUCGAUACCCACCCAAUGCAGAUUUUGUCUCGGCUGAAUCCUCAGUACGACUUCUUCUGGCAGUUCGAGAUGGAUUCACGUUAUACGGGCCAUUUCUAUCACUUUCUACAACAGGCGUCCGAGUUCGCAAAACAACAGCCCCGAAAGAAUUUGUGGGAGCGCAACUCUUACUUUUACAUUUCCGCUGUCCAUGGGACCUGGGAUGAGUUUAUCGAUCGGGUAGACCAAAGUAUGCUGGGUCUUGACAGUGUUUGGGGACCCCAGCCAGCAAAGGGCAUUAAUAUUGGAAAUGAGGGAUCGAAGCGACCACGAUCAACCCUGGAGGAAGAUUCUUGGAGCUGGGGCGUGGGCGAGGAAGCCGACGUCAUCACCUGGCUACCUCAAUUUGACCCUCGACACACCCAUUGGCCUUUCGCCGACCGGGUCUAUAAUUUCCGCCAGAAGGGACAUACUCCGCGCCGGGCAUCGGUUGUCGCUAUGUCCCGUGUCUCAGCCCGAUUGCUCCGGCUGAUGCAUAAAGACAAAUCUGAGAAGGGGUUUGGACUAGCACCUGGAAUGUCCCCUACUUCCUGGGCUCUUUAUUAUGGACUGAAAGCAGUUCAGGUUCCUCAACCCAUUUACCAUGCGCAUAAAACAAACCCCGAUGAGCUCAAUAUCCGAGCUAAUUCAGGCAAGCCCGGUAAGAUUAGCGCUGGGCCGAACAGUAUCUGGAGCUGGAAACAGCACAAUGAUAUCUUGAUGAAAGUAUCGUACAUGUUUGGUUCGAAAUUUCCAGAAAAAAUCUAUCGAGCCUGGCUAGGCUAUGAUGAUGCAGAGAAGGUCUCGUCGUCUUUGCUUGCCCCCAAUGUUCUUGCACCCGGUUAA